Mangifera indica (mango) is the source of this 1646-nucleotide messenger RNA. RefSeq names its product NAC domain-containing protein JA2L-like. Gene Ontology annotation, molecular function: DNA binding. The coding region runs from base 118 to 1128 and encodes 336 amino acids. The transcript has 3 exons. The record is from RefSeq and is a predicted model, not a curated record. Gene Ontology annotation, biological process: regulation of DNA-templated transcription. NCBI's taxonomy places the organism in Eukaryota, Viridiplantae, Streptophyta, Magnoliopsida, Sapindales, Anacardiaceae.
AAUUAAAAAAAGGAAAGAAAGAAAAAAAAAAAAAAAAUUCAGUUUCAUCCCUCGCUCUCUUUCAGCCUUAGCCUUUUCGUAUAGUUUGCAAAACUCUGUUAGCCCAAAAAAAGAAAAAUGGGUGUACCAGAAACUGACCCUCUUUCUCAAUUGAACUUACCGCCGGGUUUUCGGUUUUACCCGACUGAUGAGGAGCUUCUUGUUCAGUAUCUAUGUCGCAAAGUUGCAGGGAAGAAUUUUUCUCUGCAAAUUAUUGGUGAAAUUGAUUUGUACAAGUUUGAUCCAUGGGAUUUACCGAGUAAGGCAAUAUUUGGUGAAAAAGAAUGGUAUUUUUUCAGUCCAAGAGACCGGAAGUAUCCGAACGGGUCAAGACCCAAUAGAGUUGCCGGUACCGGGUACUGGAAAGCCACGGGAACUGAUAAGAUUAUCACAACAGACGGCCGUAAAGUUGGUAUCAAGAAAGCUCUAGUCUUUUACGUUGGCAAAGCUCCGAAAGGCACCAAAACGAAUUGGAUCAUGCAUGAGUAUCGCCUUUUCGAACCUACUCGUAAAAAUGGAAGCUCAAAGCUCGAUGAUUGGGUUCUCUGCAGAAUUUACAAGAAGAAUUCGAGUGCUCAGAAGGAACUUUCAACAGCGAGUGUUUCAAGCAAAGAACACAGUAAUGGCUCAUGUUCCUCUUCGUCUUCACACCUGGCUGACGUGUUUCUGGAUAUUGAUGAUAGCUAUUUCGCUUUACCACGGAUGAACUCUUUGAAACCGGCACAGCCUGAUGAGAAGAUAAACAUAAACAAUUUGGGUUCAGGGAAUUUCGACUGGGCAAGUAUUGAGGGACUCAACUCGGUUCCUGAACUCGUGUCGAGUGGGCAAACUCAGAGUCAGGGGUUCUUGAAUUUUGCCAAUAAUGACGUGUUUGUCCCUUCAAUGCCCCAGCUUUGCCACGUGGAUUCUGGAAAGAUUUGUAACGUGAUGGAUGAGGAGGUUCAAAGUGGUAUUAGAAACCAACGAGUUGACAACUCAGGGUUUUUCCCGCAAAACUCGGGCGUAAUGACUCAAAAUUUCUCUAACUCGGUUGACCCGUUUGGAUUCAGAUACCCGAUUCAGCAAGGCGCAUUCGGGUUUAGACAGUGAAAACACGAAGACAAUAAAAAUUCCCUCGAGUGUUGAAAUGUUUACCGAGUAUAAAAAAGCACAUUCAAAAUUUACUCAAUACGUAUAAUUUGUGGAUGAUAAUGAUAACUAUACGUAUUCGAGAGGGUUGAGUUGACAAAUUGGGAAAGGUAAAUAUGUAAAUAUGGGAUUCUUUUGGGGGUAAUUAAUAUUCUGGCUAUAGAUAUUCCACGUGAUUAAGGUGAAGUUAGGGGGGUGAGGGGAAUGGCUUGGCUUGGCUUGGCUUGGCUUGAUUCUUGAAGAACCAAAUGGGCAAAAUUGGAUGGCUUCUUUUGUCUUUUUUUUAAGGUCAGGUAAGUAGAUUCGACAAAGGCAAGCACAAAAUCAACAAUCAUUGUACAAUUGAUUUCAAUUUAAUCUGAAAUUAAUUAUCAUGUAAUUUCAAAUGAAGUGGCUUGCAGGAUUCCACGCAUUUCAUGUAUGAAGAUUUAAAUAAUUGUUCAAUUUUAAUCCAAAUCUAUGAAAUAUUUUUUCAAUUA